This is a messenger RNA of Bactrocera tryoni, 1029 nucleotides long. RefSeq lists its product as uncharacterized. Lineage: Eukaryota; Metazoa; Arthropoda; Insecta; Diptera; Tephritidae. The record is from RefSeq and is a predicted model, not a curated record. Bases 111 to 569 code for a protein of 152 amino acids. The transcript has 3 exons.
UAUUUGUCAUUAUUUGGUCAAUUGUGUUUAUUAUAUAUUUGUUGUGAUUGUUUUAAAAUUAUUUAAACUCUGCAUCAUCUUAAAGAAAUCCUGCACCACAUUUAGUGAAAAUGGAAACAUGGAAGUUUUGCAUUAUUACCGUUGUAGCCAUUUAUUAUAUUGGACAAGUAAACUUCGUCAACGGUUUGGAGUGUUAUGUCUGUUCCAAUCAGACAGGUAACACAGAGAAAUGUCUAAAUACGAUAAAAACAUGUGAACCAGGUGAGGAUGCUUGCGGUACUGAAAUCCGUUGGGGUAGCCAACCGUACUUCUCUCAGGGUGCACUAAAGCAAUACUAUGUUUCCAAACGGUGUAUGACAAAGCAACAAUGCCAACAGCGACGUAAACGAUAUAUGCAAUACUGCACACAUAUUUGGUAUGAGGACUGGUGGUGCUAUGAGUGUUGUGUUGGUGAUCGUUGUAAUUAUUUUGUGAUUAGUGGGUCAACAAAACAAAAAAUAACUGCCAGCAUUUUAUUCGGCGGCUUAUUGUUAACUGCUCUCCACAGCCCGUAUUCACUGUUCAAAUAAAGAAUCUGUUGAAGAUAGACUAAGAACACCCAAGUGCCUCAAAGUUUUACUUCUGCAAAGUAAAAAUUCGUAAUAAACGCAAAUUAAAUAAGCAUACAACACCAUUAGAAAGAAAGUACAUGAAUACUUUUAUUUAACUUAAAUCCAUACAAAAAAUCUCAUCAUUAUUGUGUUCGAAUAUUAUCCGUCCAAGUUUUACACUAAGCAUAAUGUUAUAAUUGGUUAUUAUAUUACGAUAUUGCUUUGGAAAGGCAACAACAACUCUUUUAUAAUUUUUACUUUACCAUUGCAAUGAACUCAUAUUUAGUUUGUUCGCUGCAGAGUUAAAACCACAAGCAAAUGCAGUAUAUAUUUCAUAAUAUUUUAAAAAUAUUUACACAUAAGUAUAAGGCAAGAUAAAAUUAUGCUUAAAUUUGAGCGUGCACAAAUUUUUACACAUCAAUAAACUCUUGUAAAGUAA